This is a messenger RNA of Belonocnema kinseyi, 546 nucleotides long. RefSeq lists its product as uncharacterized. Bases 14 to 526 code for a protein of 170 amino acids. NCBI's taxonomy places the organism in Eukaryota, Metazoa, Arthropoda, Insecta, Hymenoptera, Cynipidae. The record is from RefSeq and is a predicted model, not a curated record. The transcript has 3 exons.
AACAAAUUAUUAAAUGCUUAAGUUGUGGAUGAAAUUAGGAUCCGGUCAUACGACGAGAUUUACGCUAAUGGACACUCUCGCCACUGCUCACGAAUUUGACGUACGUCGUGUAUUAUCUGCAAUUCAUCAUCUUACAGGCUCGGAUUAUACAAGCAAUGUUGGCACAAAAUAUGCUGAACUUGUUUCUAAACCCGAGCAUUACUUAAAAAACUUUAGUCUAGUUUCCACGGAAGAAGAUAUGGAUAAUUCUCUUAGAGCUGCAGAAGAGUACCUUGUUAAAGUUGUUCGAUCUGCAUCUAUGAACGUUGAGAGCAAAACCUUUGAUCAAUUACGAUUCGCGAUGUACCAUUUUAAUAACAGUGGGAUUCAUGAUCUGCCUCCAACAAGUGCUUCCAUUCGUUUGCACAUACAACGAGCGUUUUAUAACACCAACCUCCAACUCAACUGCCUUAAUGCACUGAGUAAACAGUUAAAUCCAUUAUUAUUCGGUUAUUACGAAGAAAAUGGAUGCCUGUUUCCUAAGUAAAAUACCAAACUUUUUCCGCC